Molecule: messenger RNA, 3524 nt
Organism: Tetrahymena thermophila SB210
Lineage: Eukaryota; Ciliophora; Oligohymenophorea; Hymenostomatida; Tetrahymenidae
Product: cyclic nucleotide-binding domain protein
Exons: 7
Molecular function (GO): zinc ion binding; nucleic acid binding
Source: RefSeq, a predicted model, not a curated record
AAAAAAAUUAAUAGCAUUAAGUUAACAAAAAAAGAAUAAUAAUAAACCAAUCAAAAAAUGAGUCAAACAAAUAAUAUUUAUGAAAUUAGUUAAUAAGUAUUUGAUGAAAGCUAUUCAUAACAUUAAAUAUGUGAUAAAUCGUGUCAGAAGUAGCUAUUUUAAUCUAGAAAUUAGAAUGUCUAAAAUGGAUUGCUAGGAGAUAACAGUUUUAUUUUAAGCUAAGUAGAAGUAAUAGAAGACUAAAUAAAACCAGAUUAAUUAGAUAUAUUAGAGACGUUCAAUGAUAAGAUAGAUUAAUUUAAAGAAUAUGUUGACCCUGACUAAAAAAACAAGUAGUAAACGGAAACAAAUCAAUAAUAAUCAACAAAAAGCAUAAAAAAUUAACAAUAAGAUCAAUUAAAUACUCAAAUGAGCAACCUUGCUCAUUUUGAAGGAUUAUAAAAUGCGAAGCAAAAUUAGUAUCAAUAUCCAAAUGAAACAUAAAUGAAGUCAAGCAAAUAAUAAGAUUAAAGCAGAUAAAAUAAUUCUAUCUUAUGGUAGCUAGAUUAAUAAAAUAACAAAGGAAUAAUAUUAUAAAACAAUAACAAACUAAAUAAAUAUCUUAACCUGAUAAAAAAGUUUUAAUAAAGAAUAAAAAUUAGAAAAGAUGGUGUAAAAAACAGAUAAUAAUAGCUUUUAUUAAUUGAUGAUUUAAGUAACAUAGACUAAUUUCAAAAGUAAUCGUAUAAUAAAAACAAAUAAUAUGGGCUGAUUAAUUAAUUAUCUAUCAACUUUAAUUAAAUCCCUAUCAUAUCUCCAACAUUUAAAUUAAUUAUCAUAUGGGAUAUUUUUAGUUUAAUUAAUUUCACUGUUUUUUACUUUUUGCUAUCAAUUGUUAUUUUCUUUAAUAGUCAACCAGUUAAUUCAAAAGCAAUUUCUUACAUAUGUUUGAUAGCUUUGUCCUUAUUAUUCUUUGAAAUGAUAAUUAAUUGCAACAUUGCUUAUUUUGAAGAAGGAUUUUUUGUUAAAGAAAGAAAAAAAAUUAUUUAAAAAUAUAUUUUUUCUUUUCAUUUUCACUCAGAUUUUAUCAGCACUAUUAGCUUAUUAAUAAAAAUCAUAAAUGAAUCUUUACAAAAUAAUUAAAAACCUAACUGUCCCUACCUUUCCAUUUACAACUAUUUGAUAUUUCUUAAAAUUUAUGGGCUUUACAUUAAAUAAUAAAAACUUGAGAAACACCUCUAAUAAAAAUAUUAAUUUAAUUGUGUCUAUGAAAUUGCAAAAAGUAUAUUUCAUAUUAUCGCACUUGCUCAUAUAGUAUCUAUUGGUUGGUAUAUUUAAUCAUAUAUUUAUUCAACUUAUUAUCCUGAAAGUCUCACAUGGAUAAAGACCCUUUAAGUCUAAGAGUCAGAGUAUUAUAUAAAAUAUAUUUAUUCCUUUUAUUGGGCUAUAAGCACUCUUACUACAGUUGGAAAUGGUUACUUGACUGCAUACAAUUUUAUAGAGGCUUUUUAUGCCUCUAUAAGCAUCAUAACUUUUAGCUUAUUUUUUGCUUAUUAUGCUAACUGCUUAGGGUUCAUUUUCUAAAAUAAUUUUAAAGAGAAAAAGAAAUUUUAAAAUAACAUUUAUCAAAUGAAUAGUUAUUUAUCAAGUAGGUAAAUCGAUCCUGAUCUGAAAUAUAAAAUUAAUUAAAAUCUUUCAUCUACUCAUAAAAAUCUAAAAGAUUAGUAUAAUAUUGAAGAAAGUCCUAUGUUUAGCUCACUACCAAAAAAACUUAGAGAAGAAAUUUAAAUUUAAAUUAACACAAAUAUGUUGAAAAACUUCAAUUUUUUCUAAAAUCUAUCUUAAAAAUCUUAGUAUUAGAUACUUUUUAUACUACAAGAGAUGGUCAUACCUCAAGAUGAGAUAUUAUUUAAAGAAGGAGAUCUAUUAGAUAAUUCUGUUUAUAUUAUUCAAGAUGGAUCAAUUUAAAUUUAUCAGCAAAAAUCAGAGUACUUAUAGACACAAAUAUCUAUUUUAUGUAAUUUAAACAAAAAUUAGUCAUUUGGAGAAGUUUCUUUUUUUACUGGAUUAGCAAGAUCAGCCUCUGCUAAAGCUAUAAAAACUUCAAUUAUUUACAAAUUAGAUAGGAAACAAUUUAUUGAAAUAAUUAAAUAAAAUUAAGGAGAUUUUGAAUAUUUUAAAAUGAUCUAAGACAAAAUUAUUUACUCUAAAAAUUUUACUGAUUUAAAAAUAGAUUGUUAUUCUUGUUAACAAAAGGGGCACAUUUUAAAAUAUUGCCCAUAGAUUAACUAAAAAUUGAAUAAUAAAAUUAAUACACUGACUAAACAAAACUAAUUUAAAUAAAAAAGGUAAUAUCGUGAUCGAAAACAAUUUAAAUCAUUCAAUGCAAAACAUGCUAUAAAAUUAUUUCGAAAAUAAGGAAUAGAAAAUAUACAAAAUGAUCAAUAAAUAUCUAUGAAUAACCCAAAAGAUAAUGAAUAUUAUUCAUUUUAAUAAAUAUAACUUAAUAAUUAAUAAGUAGCAGAACCAUUUUUGUAGUUUAACAAUUUAUAAAGUGUAAUUAAGAAACAAAAUUUUAAAGAAACUAUUGAUAAAUCUUCGAGAAAGUCGUAAUAAAUAUAACAGGAUUAGAAUUUAAGCGAUAUUAAUAUUGAUUUUAAAUAAGAAAUCAGUAUCUAAGAUCAUGUAUAAGGAUUUGAAAUGUAGGAAUCGUAAAUGAAGGUCAUAAAAAAUAAAAAUAAAAGUACUUCCUUCUAAAAAAACCUAGUUACAAAUGAAAUAAAUAGCAUAUCAGACAUAAUUAUGAUAACUAAUUCAAAGAUAAAUAUUUAGCAUGACGAAGAAACAUUAAAUGUUACUUCUAAUCUGAUAAGCGACUUUUAAAUAAAAGAUUUACAGAAAGUAAAAAAACCCAUAACACCCAAUUAAAAAACAUAGAAUAAUGAAUUAUAAACACAAUCAUGCAAAAAUUAAGGAAACAGAUGCUCAGCUGAUGUUAAUUCUAAUUCAAAUUGUUUAGAUAUGAUCUUAAAUACUAAUGGAUAAUUUAUUUAUGACCAAAUAGAAGAUUAAGUGCAGUCAUCAAUAAAUUUAAGUUAUCAAGAAUCAGUCAACAAAUAAUAAACUAAAAUAGAAUCAAGUUAGUUAUCACCUUGUAAAUGCUAAAAAAAUAAGCUAUUUGAAACUAGGCUGUCUAAAUAAAAUGAAUAAAAUGAGCUAGAUCAAACUUUGUAAAAUAUUAAAUUUAUUUUUUCAAAGUACGAUUCUGAAUAACCAUUUAACCUUUAAAUAGAUUCAAUUAAAAAGUAUAGAUAUUACUUUCCAACACAUAAUUAUGAUUUAAUACUUAAGCAAUAUUAAAAGUAUUUAACUAAAAAGAAAAAUAAAUUUUAAUAAAAAAAUUAAUGAUCACUCAAUAAAUCUAUAUUAAAAAAUUAUAUUUAUGUUCAAAAUCAAGUUAAUUAAUUAAUUAUAAUAGUCAACGAAAAUUUUAAGUUAUUGAAGUAACUGUUCGUAUCAUAUUUUGUUUUUAAAUUUUUUUAUAU